Messenger RNA from Colletotrichum higginsianum IMI 349063, 1227 nucleotides. Its product is annotated as glutathione S-transferase domain-containing protein. The record is from RefSeq and is a predicted model, not a curated record. The transcript has 4 exons. Bases 1 to 1227 code for a protein of 408 amino acids. Gene Ontology annotation, cellular component: nucleus; cytoplasm. Gene Ontology annotation, molecular function: translation elongation factor activity. Lineage: Eukaryota; Fungi; Ascomycota; Sordariomycetes; Glomerellales; Glomerellaceae. Gene Ontology annotation, biological process: translational elongation.
AUGGCGUUCGGCAAGCUCUUCACCUACCCGGCCAACCCCCGCACCACGGCCAUCCGCGCCGUCGCGAAGGCCAACAACGUUGACCUCGAGUUCAUCGAGGCCGACACUACCAAGCCUUCCGCCGAGCACCUCAAGGCCAACAAGCUCGGCAAGGUUCCCGCCUUCCUCGGCGAGGAUGGAUACCCUCUGUCCGAGUGCAUCGCCAUCGCGAUCUACAUCACCUCCCAGAACGAGAAGACGACCCUUCUCGGCAAGACCAAGCAGGACUACGCUUCCAUCCUGAAGUGGAUGUCGUUCUUCAACUCCGAGGUCCUCCCCCCCAUGGGUGCCUGGUACCGCCCUCUCCUGGGCAAGGACACCUACAACAAGAAGGCCGUCGAGGACUCCUCCAAGGUCGCCCUCAAGGCCAUCAAGGUCGUUGAGGAGCACCUCCUCAGCAACACCUACCUCGUUGGCGAGCGCAUUACUCUCGCCGACCUCUUCGCCGCCGGCAUCAUUGCCCGUGGCUUCGAGUUCUUCUUCGACAAGCAGUGGCGCCAGGAGAACCCCAGCGUCACCCGCUGGUACGACACCAUCGUUAACCAGGACAUCUGGACCGCCGUUGCCGAGAAGCAGGAGUACCUCGAGACCCCUAAGCUCACCAACGUCGCCCCCAAGAAGCCUGAGCAGCCCAAGAAGGAGGCUGCCCCCAAGGCCGCCCCCGCCCCCGCCGCUGAGGAGGCCGCCCCCGCCCCUAAGCCCAAGCACCCCCUUGCUGAGCUUCCCCGCGCCUCUUUCGACCUUGAGGAGUGGAAGCGCCAGUACUCCAACAUCAAGAACCACGAGGAGGCCAUGAAGUGGUUUUGGGACAACGUCAACCUGGAGGAGUUCUCCCUCUGGAAGGUCAAGUACAAGUACAACGACGAGCUCACCCUCACCUUCAUGUCCAACAACCUCAUUGGUGGCUUCAACAACCGCCUCGAGGCUUCCCGCAAGUUCAUCUUCGGAUGCGCUGCCGUCUACGGCCAGAACAACGACUCCGUCAUCGAGGGUGCCUUCGUUGUCCGUGGCCAGGACUUCAAGCCCGCUUUCGACGUCGCUCCCGAUUACGAGAGCUACGAGUUCGAGAAGCUCGACGGCACUAAGCCCGAGGACCGCCAGUUCGUCUCUGACUCCUGGGGUUGGGAGAAGCCCACCACCCAUAACGGCAAAGAGUACCCCGUUGCCGACGGCAAGGUCUUCAAAUAA